GCUUCUGGUAUUUAUCACUAAGAGUCUUCUGAGAAAUGCAGGAACUUCAGCCAGUGCCUCGGAAAUAAAACGUCUGAGGCUCGGCAAGUAUGACAAAAUGGCAUGCAAUAAUUGUGAUGAGUUCGCGUGCGCUGCGUUUGCCGCUGCUGGGGACCGUGUCGAAGAGGAAUGUGGCUCCAAGGAGAUUCCGCACACUCAUUUCACGCGCAACACUCUUGUGCUAUUGUCAAUUUACCUGUUCCUACCCAACCAGUCAACCAAAAUAUAGCCUCUCUGUCAUCGCCAUUGGCCCAUACGUAUGUCUUCGAGGACAGCGGUUCGAGUGUCUUCAAGGCAAAUGGACUGAUGCUGUCUAAUGUUGUGGUUGAAACAAACACGAGCAACAUGGGAAGGCUGUUCAAAAAAUGCCGUAUCGGUUCUG
Molecule: messenger RNA, 421 nt
Organism: Aspergillus saccharolyticus JOP 1030-1
Lineage: Eukaryota; Fungi; Ascomycota; Eurotiomycetes; Eurotiales; Aspergillaceae
Exons: 1
Coding region: 90-356 (88 amino acids)
Source: RefSeq, a predicted model, not a curated record